Sycon ciliatum is the source of this 1962-nucleotide messenger RNA. RefSeq names its product vesicular integral-membrane protein VIP36-like. The transcript has 10 exons. Gene Ontology annotation, biological process: endoplasmic reticulum to Golgi vesicle-mediated transport. Gene Ontology annotation, molecular function: D-mannose binding. The record is from RefSeq and is a predicted model, not a curated record. Bases 221 to 1243 code for a protein of 340 amino acids. Lineage: Eukaryota; Metazoa; Porifera; Calcarea; Leucosolenida; Sycettidae. Gene Ontology annotation, cellular component: endoplasmic reticulum membrane; endoplasmic reticulum-Golgi intermediate compartment; Golgi membrane.
AGUCCACGUCAAUUCCUGGGUUGGAGAAGCAGAACUCUGAAGAGGACAACUGGCAAAAGCCAAAGAAGGUGCGCUGAGUUUCCUCCUCAUCCUCUGUAGAAUAGCCUCACAGUCACACAUAAGCACUCAACAUUGCCAAAAUCUCCUGGCCCGGCGACGGCCAGUGAAGAAAGUGCUCAGCGGCCAUUUUCGCCUGAUAAGCGCUUGCGCUCUCUUGAAAAUGGCAAUGUCAAUGAUGAAGAUGAGGUGGCAUGAACCUUUAGUGUUCCUGGUGGUCCUGUGCUCCCUUGUCGGGGCACAGGAUGGAAAUCAAGAUCAGGAUGGUGGUAGUGACUAUCUUCGUAGGGAGCAUUCUCUUGUCAAACCCUACACAGGCACUGGCAUGGAUAUCCCACUGUGGGAUUUUGGUGGCAGCACAGUCGUCUCCAAUGAAUAUAUUAGACUAACGCCGGACCGCCAAAGCAAGCAGGGUCACCUGUGGAAUCAAGUUCCUAACCACAUGCGACAUUGGGAGAUUAGAGUGUCCUUCAUGGUACACGGCGCUGGUCGCUCACUGUACGGGGACGGUUUUGGCAUCUGGUAUGCCAAGGACAGGAUGCAGUUUGGCAACGUGUUUGGCAACCAGGAUAAAUUCAGUGGUCUUGGAGUGUUCCUCGACACCUAUAGCAACUUUGACGGCGACCAUGCUCAUCUUCACCCCUACAUCUCUGCCAUGGUGAACAAUGGAUCAUUGAACUACGACCAUGACCAUGAUGGUACUCAUGGACAACUUGACGGCUGCUCUGUUGCGUUCCGUAAUGCCGACUACCAGUCUCACAUCUCCAUUUCCUAUUUCCAGGGCACGUUGUCGGUUUACACGCGUGUGGGUACAGAAACCGACUGGAAAAGCUGCCUGAAUGUUGCCGGCAUUUCGCUGCCCACCGGUUACUAUUUUGGUUUUACCGCAACCACUGGUGACUUGGCCGACAACCACGACAUUGUCAUGGUCAAGACGUAUGAAUUAUUCCCAUCCGGGGAGUCAGACAAGGACGCAGAAGUGCCUAAGGAUCUGGAGAAUAUUGUCCCAGCUGCCGCGCACCAGGAAGCUCCGAGAGAGCAUGUUGAAUCUACCAAGCCCACCCGCAAGUCAUCCAUGGCCAUGUACUUUCUGGUACUCGGUGGCAUCCUUGCUCUUGGCUUGAUCGGUGGCGGUGUUUUCUACUACAAGAAGCAGCAAGAGAAAGCACGCAAGCGUUUCUUCUAGGGCGGUCGGUAAUGACAGAUGGGACAUGUGCGUAUCCACCGCUUGACAUGCGGCUAGGUUAUAUUUUAUUUUUCGGAUUUAGGAACGAGCUUCGGACUGUUUUUGCCGUAUAUUUUCGCUCACCGUUUUAUGUGCGCAGAUGCGUGGCCUGAGCCUGGACUCAAAUUGCUGCUGUAUGCGAGCCACCUACCCCCGCGACGUACUUGUGUUGAGAUGACUUCAGACUUUUCCUGUAUGUCUAUUUAAUGUAGCGACCGCUGAUGCUCUCGCGGGUCCAAGCGUGCAAUCGGCCAGGCACGUGCACGCUUCAAUCGAUUUCUUAACGGAAUUUGAUGCGACUGUGCGUUCGGCACGACAUGCCGUCUGUUUGGGGAGCAUGCCUCCUUGCUUUGGUUUCGGUCUAUCUCCAUCCGCGCUCUGCCUCCUGCGUCCGCUAGUCUUUUAUAUUUAUAUCUGGGGGUGCUGUAUUAUAGCUGUGUGUAUGCUGUCCCUGCUGGUUUCGGAGUGCAGGCCUGUGAUGCUUAGCACGCCUGCAUGUCUGUGUAUAGUUUGUGUCUCUCGCAUUCUGGCUACUUGUACAUUGUAUUUUUCUUUUCUUUUGUUGGCUCCAUUCACGGGCUGUUGCAGAGCAGUACAAUAAAUACCUUGAAUCCACCGAAGCUGCAGCUGCUCUGGCGACAUGUGUGUUACGUGGAUACUAUAGUGUUAUUAUACCAAGU